AUGUCGUCCGGGAAGAAUGAGCAGCCCAAUGAGGCUGAAAAGAACAUUGAGAUCUGGAAGGUCAAGAAGCUAAUCAAGCGCCUCGAAGCAGCCCGCGGAAAUGGCACAUCCAUGAUUUCCCUCAUCAUCCCGCCCAAGGAUCAGGUUUCACGUGCCGCGAAGAUGUUGGCUGAAGAAUUCGGUACCGCCUCCAACAUCAAGUCGCGCGUCAACCGUCUCUCCGUCCUGUCCGCCAUUACCUCGACCCAGCAGCGCCUCAAGCUCUACUCAAAGGUCCCGCCCAAUGGCCUCGUUGUCUACUGCGGUGAAAUUAUCACCGCGGAAGGCAAGGAGCGCAAGAUCAACAUCGACUUCGAGCCCUUCAAGCCUAUCAACACGUCGCUAUACCUUUGCGACAACAAAUUCCAUACCGAGGCCCUGAGCGAACUGCUAGAGUCGGAUCAGAAGUUUGGCUUCAUCAUCAUGGACGGAAACGGUGCGCUCUUUGGCACUCUGUCUGGAAACACGCGUGAGAUUGUCCACAAGUUCUCCGUCGAUCUCCCCAAGAAGCACGGCCGUGGUGGUCAAUCCGCUCUGCGUUUCGCCCGUCUUCGUGAAGAGAAGCGCCACAACUACGUCCGCAAGGUCGCCGAACUGGCUGUACAGAACUUCAUCACCGCCGACAAGGUCAACGUAGCCGGUAUUAUUCUCGCUGGUUCCGCCGACUUCAAGAACGACCUCAACCAGUCCGAUCUGUUCGACAACCGUCUGCAGUCCAAGGUCAUCAAGGUCGUCGACGUGUCCUACGGAGGCGAGAACGGUUUCAACCAGGCCAUCGAGUUGGCUGGCGAGACCCUCAGCAACGUCAAGUUCAUUCAGGAGAAGAAGCUCAUCAACGAGUACUUUGACCACAUCUCCAAGGACUCCGGCAAGGUCUGCUACGGUAUCGACGACACCCUGAAGGCUCUGGAGGCUGGUGCUGCUGAGACUCUGAUUGUCUUUGAGAACCUGGAGAUCACUCGCUGGGUUCUCAAGAGCUCUGCGGGCGCGGAAAUUAUCCUCCACACCACCAAGCAGCAAGAAGAGGACCGAAGCAUAUUCAUGGACAAGGAAACCGGCCAAGAGAUGGAAGUCAUCGAUCAAGGCUCUAUGCUUGAGUGGCUCGCCGAAAAGUACCGCGACUUUGGUGCCAACCUGGAGUUUGUUUCCGACCGUUCUUCCGAGGGCAACCAGUUCGUCAAGGGCUUUGGUGGUAUCGGCGCCAUCCUCCGUUAUGCGCUCAACUUUGAGCAACUGCAAGACUUCGACGAAGAUGAAGAUGAAUUCUACGAUGAUUGA
This is a messenger RNA of Alternaria ethzedia, 1317 nucleotides long. RefSeq names its product Eukaryotic peptide chain release factor subunit 1 (gene SU2). The record is from RefSeq and is a predicted model, not a curated record. NCBI's taxonomy places the organism in Eukaryota, Fungi, Ascomycota, Dothideomycetes, Pleosporales, Pleosporaceae. Gene Ontology annotation, biological process: cytoplasmic translational termination. The transcript is spliced from 4 exons. Bases 1 to 1317 code for a protein of 438 amino acids. Gene Ontology annotation, cellular component: translation release factor complex; cytosol. Gene Ontology annotation, molecular function: sequence-specific mRNA binding; translation release factor activity, codon specific.